Messenger RNA from Tripterygium wilfordii, 1682 nucleotides. Its product is annotated as linamarin synthase 1-like. NCBI's taxonomy places the organism in Eukaryota, Viridiplantae, Streptophyta, Magnoliopsida, Celastrales, Celastraceae. The transcript is spliced from 2 exons. Bases 140 to 1570 code for a protein of 476 amino acids. Gene Ontology annotation, molecular function: UDP-glycosyltransferase activity. The record is from RefSeq and is a predicted model, not a curated record.
UGACAGAAAAAGAAAAAAAAACCCUCCUCAUCACCUUGAAUCAAACCUUUUUCAUGACACCUACCCAUGCACACUGAUUGUCAAUCCAGAUCUCAUUAUCAGAACCAGAAAUCCCCAGAUUUCUUUUCAGAAAGAAAACAUGGCAAAGCCUCAUGCAGUGUUGCUUCCUUUUCCUGCACAAGGCCAUAUCAACCCUUUCAUGCACCUCGCCAAGCUUUUGCACGCAAGAGGAUUCCACAUAACCUUCGUCAACACCGAGUUUAACCAUAGACGUCUGAUAAGGUCUAAAGGGCAGGACUUUGUUGACGGCCUGCCGGAUUUCAGGUUCGAGGCCAUACCAGAUGGGUUGCCACGAUCGGACCAUGAUGCAACCCAAGAGGUUUGGGAGCUAUGUGGGUCGGUCCAGAAGAAUUGCUUGGAUCCAUUUAGAGAACUACUGGCUAAGCUCAAUUCGGACCCUCGAGUGCCUCCGGUGAGUGGUGUGAUCGGAGAUGGUGUCAUGAGUUUUGCUAUUAAAGCAGCGCGAGAAUUGGGAGUGCCAGAAGCUCUGUUUUGGACUGCCUCUGCUGUGGGUUUCAUGUGCUAUCUUCAUUAUGGUGAAUUUGUUAGGAGGGAUGAGAAUUUCUUCAAAGAUGGAACUCUUGAUUCACCAAUUGAUUGGAUACCCGGCACGAGAAAUCUCCAACUCAAAGACAUCCCAUCAUUCAUCAGGACCACAGAUCCAAACGAUGUCGUUUUCAAUUUCUUGGCUUCAGAAACCCAAAACUGCUUAAACUCCUCUGCAAUCAUUCUCAACACCUUUGAAGAUUUGGAACAUGAAGUGCUAGAAGCCAUGAAUAGAUUGGAAAAAUCCCCAAGAACUUUCAAAAUUGGUCCACUCAUUCCCCUGCUUAACAAGUGUGUCUCUGUCCCCCAAAAUCAAUCCAAAUCAUUGGAGCUCAGUUGUAACUUGUGGAAGGAGGAUUUGGGUUGUCUUGAAUGGCUUGAUAGAAGAGAACCCAACUCAGUUGUUUAUGUGAACUAUGGCUGCCUUACAGUAAUGUCUGACCAACACUUGAAAGAAUUUGCUUGGGGAUUGGCAAACUCAAAGCACCCAUUUUUAUGGAUUAUCAGGCCUGAUAUUGUGAUGGGUGACUCUCCAAUCUUGCCCAAAGAAUUCUAUGAAGAAGUUAAAGACAGAGGAUUGCUCGUAAGCUGGUGCCCGCAAGACCAAGUUCUUCAACACCCAUCAAUUGGUACUUUCGUGACUCAUUGUGGAUGGAAUUCUGUGACAGAGAGCUUGUGUGGAGGUGGUGUGCCACUGAUAUGCUGGCCUUUCUUUGCUGAGCAGCAGACCAACUGCAAAUAUGCUUGCAGUGAAUGGGGGAUUGGUAUGGAGGUUGAUUGUGACAUAAAGCGCGACGAAUUGACGGCGAUUGUGAAGGAGAUUAUGGAAGAAGAUAAAGGGAAGAGACUGAGAGAAAAGGCUCAAGAGUGGAAGAAGAGAGCAGAAGAGGCAACUGAUGUUGGAGGGUCAUCUUAUAAUGACUUUGAUAAAUUCCUUCAAGAGGUUUUUCUUCCAAAAAAGUAAGUGAGAUGCAUUUUGUCGAACACUUAAGUGUCAUUUGGUUCGCAGAAUCCUGUUUUCUAGCAGCAAGAGUUUUCCUUUUGCUAAUGAUUCAUAUAUUUGGUUGGUGGAAUUA